GAGCCAUGGAGGCCGGUCCGGACACCUCCCUGUUCCUGGUGAAGAUCCUGGAGGAGCUGGACAGCAAGCGCAGCAGCGUCUCCUACCAGGACCUGUGCAAGUCGCUGUGCGCCCGCUUCGACCUGCCCCAGCUCGCCCGGCUGCGCAGCGUGCUCUUCUACACGGCCUGUCUGGACCCCGGCUUCCCCGCCACCUUGUUCAAGGACAAGAUGAAGUGCCCGGGGAACAACCAGCAGUCCAAGAAGAUCAUGGUGGCGGCCGACAUCGUCACCAUCUUCAACCUCAUCCAGAUGACGGGGGGCGCGGCCAGGGAGAAGCUGCCGGUCGGUGGUGGCUGGCCCGAGGCGCGCCCGAAGGAGGCGGCCCGCGACUCCUGCCGGCCCGGCGACGUUGAGGAGGAGGCCUGCGAGCCGCUGGGCUGCGAGCUGGCCGAGGGCCCGUUCGGCCGGGCCUUCCCCGCCAGGCAGCCGGCCCCGUGCCGGGACGUGGCCUGCGCCGACUGCCCCCAGUGUGUGCCUGUUUCCGAGCCCAACUUCCUGCUGGGCGUGGGGCAGGAGGCCGAGGCCCGGGCCGCCUCGCUGGACCGGCUGCAGGCCCUGGCCCCGUACGGGGUGGCCAGCCCCCAGCCCUGUGAGAUGCAGAGGACCUACUUCCCCAUGACCCUGGACAGCGAGCCCGUCUCCGAUCAGGACUCGCUGCCCGGGCCCCCCGACGUCAAGGGGACCUUUGUCGCCAACGUCGACGGCGGGCCCUUUGGGGUCCAGACCUGCGUCCAGAAAAGGAGUAUCUUCAAGGAGGAUUUUCACAACCUGAUGGCCGUGUCCCCCGGCUUGGUCGGCCCCGCGAACGAGGCCGAGGGGGAGCACGGGGACCCCCAGAGCCGGAAGGAGCCCCCCAAGGCCCCCUUCUUCAAUCACAGCUUCGAAAUGCCCUACCACGGCCGGUACCUGGACGCCGUGUACUCCCCCGUCCCCGACAAGAGGCGGGCCAAGCACGAGAGCCUCGACGACCUGCAGGCGUCCACGUAUUUCGGACCCACGCCCGUGAUGGGGACCCCGGAGGCCAGGCGCUGCCCGGGGGGGAGGCCGGGCAAGCAGACGCCCUGGCCGGCCAAGAGCUGGAGCCUGAACACGGAAGAGGUCCCCGACUUGGAACGGUCCUUUUUCCACGGAAACCCGUCCCGAGAGAAGCUGCGCUACCCCAACCCCGGCAGCCCCGCGCCCGGCUUCCCGGCCCUGGACCAGCGCCCGGCUUACCUCGCGCCGACGACGGAGCCGCAGCCCAUGCUCCCUGCGGGCUACGCGGCCGCGGCCAACGGGCUCCACGCUCAGGAGCUCUCGUCCCCCGUGGACGUGGAGGAGCGCGAGCCGGUGAAAAAGAAGUUCAAGGACAAGGGCAUCGGCUGCACCGGCGGGCAGCUCAGCUCCGACACCAGCAGCGUGGGCACCCAGACGGAGCAGCCGGUGCCCGAGCCCAAGACCCGCCGGGAUCUGCCGGGCAAGUACGGGGACAGGCCCGCCGCGCGGCAGUCGGACGAGGACUCGGAAGUCGUCAGCGACGACAUCAGCGACAUCUUCCGCUUCCUGGACGACAUGAGUGCCAGCGGCUCCACGGGGGUGAUCCCCUCCUCCUGCUACAACAGCACGGGGUCCCUGUCCCAGCUGCCCAAGUCGGACGGCGACAGCUCCCCGGAGCACGGCGGCGGCGGCGGCGGCCACGUCGUAGCAGCAGCCGCCAAGCUGGCCGGCGGCGAGCUCCCCGGCGGCCAAGGAGAAAAGGGCAAGCGGCCCGAGCCCGGCCACCGCUCCGAAGAGGAGCUGAAGACCAGCGUCUGCAGGCUGGUGCUCAGGGUCGGCGAGAUCGAGCGCAAGCUGGAGUCGCUGUCGGGGGUCCGCGAGGAGAUCUGCCAGGUGCUGGGCAAACUGAAUAAGCUGGGCCAGAAGAUGCAGCCGCCCGAGACGGCGAGGGUGCAGGUGGACCUGAACUCCCUGACCAGCGGGGCCGCGUCGGACGAGAGCGCCUCCCCCCGGGUGUUCCGGGCCCGCAGCGGCUCCCGUGGACCCAAAGCGGACAGCGGUGGCGGCGGCGGGGGCGCCGACUGGUGCUGCUCAGACGCCAGCGGCAGCAACAGCGAAAGCCUCCGUGUCAAGGCCUUGAAGAAGAGCCUGUUCCCCAGGCCGUCCUCCCGGUCGCUGACGGAGGAGAACAGCGCCACGGAGUCCAAAAUCGCCAGCAUCUCCAACUCGCCCAGGGACUGGCGCACCAUCACCUACGCCAGCCGCCUGGGCCUGGACGAGGAGGAGGAGGUGGUCAGAGACCGAGGCCCCGGGGAGAGCAAGGACUGGCGUCGGAAACCCAAAGAGGCGGACAGGCAGUACGACGUCCCCCCGCAGCACCGCCGGCCCAAGCAGCCCCGGGACUUCCUCGUGGAGCAGGUGUUCAGCCCGCACCCCUACCCCGCCUCGCUCAAGGCCCAUCUGAAGAGCAACCCUCUGUACACGGACAUGCGGCUGACCGAGCUGGCCGAGGUGCGGCGGGGCCAGCCCUCCUGGGCCGUCGAGGAGUACGCGCGGAGCGGGGGCGACAAGGGCAAGCUGGCAGCCCUGGACCUGCAGACGCAGGAGUCCCUGAACCCCAACCACCUGGAGUACUGGAUGGAGGACAUCUACACGCCGGGCUAUGACUCCCUCCUGAAGCGCAAGGAGGCCGAGUUCCGCAGGGCCCGGGCCUGCAAGCUCGCGGCGCUGGUGGCGGCGGCCGCCUGCACGGUCAUCCUGGUCAUCGUGGUGCCCCUGUGCACGAUGAAGGCCUGAGCGGGA
Myotis lucifugus (little brown bat) is the source of this 2819-nucleotide messenger RNA. It is a transcript of the gene MINAR1, whose product is annotated as KIAA1024 ortholog. The coding region runs from base 6 to 2813 and encodes 935 amino acids. Gene Ontology annotation, cellular component: plasma membrane. The transcript is spliced from 3 exons. Gene Ontology annotation, biological process: negative regulation of TOR signaling; negative regulation of cell population proliferation. NCBI's taxonomy places the organism in Eukaryota, Metazoa, Chordata, Mammalia, Chiroptera, Vespertilionidae. The record is from RefSeq and is a predicted model, not a curated record.